This is a messenger RNA of Pteropus alecto (black flying fox), 2445 nucleotides long. RefSeq names its product docking protein 7 (gene DOK7). Lineage: Eukaryota; Metazoa; Chordata; Mammalia; Chiroptera; Pteropodidae. Bases 334 to 1575 code for a protein of 413 amino acids. The record is from RefSeq and is a predicted model, not a curated record. Gene Ontology annotation, biological process: positive regulation of protein tyrosine kinase activity; neuromuscular junction development. The transcript is spliced from 8 exons. Gene Ontology annotation, molecular function: protein kinase binding.
ACACGGUGGGGGGGGGGUGCAGCCACAUUUGGGAUGGGCCCCUGGAGAGUGGCUGCCUGCUUUGCGCUGGGGUAGCAGGGUCAGCAAUCAUGACGUUGAACUUGAGGACAGGCCUGGCUCGCCCAGACUCGGGCACGUCCCUUGCAGACGGGGAAGAGAUGGGGCUUGUGUGGGGUCUGCAGUGGGGCCUGAGGCACAGUGGCCCUCGCCACUCCCCAGGGCUGGAGGCCGGUCACACCUUGGGAACACAGAGACCCAGGAGGGCAGGUGGGCGUGCGUGUGGCAGGAAGGGGCCCUGGGCAGGCUCUGUGCUCACCCGCAGACUGCCUGCUGAUGCUGGCCUACAAGGACAAGUCCGAGCGGGCCAAGGGCCUGCGGGAACGCAGCAGCCUGAUGCUGGAGGACAUCUGUGGCCUGGACCUCGGCCUGCCUUACGAGGGCCUGGCCCACACGCUGGCCAUCGUCUGCCUGUCGCAGGCCGUCAUGCUGGGCUUCGACAGCCGCGAGGCCGUGUGCGCCUGGGACACCCGGAUCCGCUACGCACUCGGCGAGGUGCACAGGUUCCAUGUGACGGUGGCUCCAGGCACCAAGCUGGAGAGCGGCCCUGCCACCCUCCACCUCUGCAACGAUGUCCUCGUGGUGGCCAGGGACAUUCCUCCGACCGUCACAGGGCAGUGGAAGCUGUCUGACCUGAGGCGCUACGGGGCCGUGCCCAACGGAUUCAUCUUUGAAGGCGGGACCAGGUGUGGGUACUGGGCCGGAGUCUUCUUCCUGUCCUCGGCCGAGGGGGAGCAGAUCAGCUUCCUGUUCGACUGCAUCGUCCGGGGCCUCUCCCCGACCAAGGGCCCCUGCGGGCUGCGGCCGGUCCUCCCAGACCCCGGCCCCGGGGGCCCCGCGGAGGAGCGAGGGGCCCAGGAGGCCCUGGAAGCCCUACAGCUGGAGAAGCGGCUCAGCCUCCUCUCCCACUGCGGCCGGCCGGGCAGUGGAGGGGACGACCGCAGCCUGUCCAGCUCGUCGUCAGAGGCCAGCCACUCGGACGUCAGUGCCAGCAGCCGGCUCACCGCGUGGCCGGAGCAGUCCUCGUCCUCGGCCAGCACAUCGCAGGAGGGGCCGGGGGAGCGGCAGCCGCGCCCCCUGGGCUCCCCGUGCAUCCAGGUAGGCCGGGCUCUGGAACCAGCUCUUACACGUGGGACGAGGGAGGAGAGCACCAUGGUGGCUGCAGUGACAGCCCAGCCAGAAAGCGUCCAGACAGGGCGAUGUGUGGCAGUGGACGGCAGCAGAUGGCACUGGGGAGUGGACAACGGGGACGGAGCACCGGGGCCGGAGGGGCCGAGCAGCGAGGCGCCCGCCUACGUGAACAUCCCCGCCAGCCCCUCCUCCAAGAAGCAGCUGCACUACCUGGGCCUGGAGCUCGGGGAGGCUGGCGCGGGGGUCCGAGGGGCUGGAACCUCCCGCUACGCACAGAUUGACCUCGCGGCCACAGCAGCAGCCCACAGGGCGGGGGCUCAGCACGCACAGGCCCGUGAGGAGCGGCUGGCCGAGCUGGAGCCCAAGAAGAAGGGGACCCUGCGCUGAGGCCCUCCUGGCCGGGCAGCGGUGACGGCGAGCUCGAGGGAGGUGGACCUCCCGGCGGUCAUCUAAGCUGCACCCCGAGGUCUGGGCUCCGGGGUCACGGCCUGCUGCCUGCAGUGUGGUGUGGCUGGUCCCCGAACCCUCCCUGCCUGACCCACGGCGGGAGCUGCCCUGCUCUGGGCCUUCACAAGUCCCUCUGGGCCUCAGGCAGGAGGCAUCUCGGCUGCAGGCGGCCUUGGGACAUACACGGCCCUCCCUUCCCUGAGGUGGCAGCCACCCAAUCGAUGACAGCAAAACACAGGCCUCCAAACCGCUGCCAGCUGGGCCAGGCCUCCCGUGUGCCGAGCAUCCCGCAGCCGUCGCCCCUGGUGGGGCACCGCCAGCCAAGGUGAUGCGGGGGGCUGUCCUGUCCCGCCCUGCAGGUGGCCAGCGUGACCUGACGCUGCUCAUCGCAUCCCUUCUUGGGACCCAUUCAGUUAGUCAAGUGAAUAAUUUAAAAUUGUUAACCUUCUAUUUUUAACAACGCUCAUUAUUUUCCUGAAGGACGAGAUGAGCUUUCUUGUGCUGGGCUGCGGCCCCUGGACACGGCUCGGUCAUUGUGACAUGGGAAGGGGUCCGGGGCCAGGAUCGGCCCGUCCUUGGGGUCUGGGUGGGGGUUUCCAUGUGCUUCUUCUGGCUGGUGCCUGUGGCUCUAGGGAGGACUCAGUGAGCUGGCGUGGAAGUGUGGUCCUAGCCCCGCUGGCCACGGGGUCUGGAUGCUGGGCUCUCUGCCAUCUCCCCGUAGGCCGGGGGCCCCGAAAUGGGUCCUCCCACCCUGGUCUCAGAGGUGAGAUGGGGUCCUCUCUGCUCCAGCCACGGCCCACUCAGACCCAU